Messenger RNA from Aphidius gifuensis, 2893 nucleotides. RefSeq names its product ornithine decarboxylase 1-like. Gene Ontology annotation, molecular function: ornithine decarboxylase activity. Gene Ontology annotation, cellular component: cytoplasm. The transcript has 4 exons. Lineage: Eukaryota; Metazoa; Arthropoda; Insecta; Hymenoptera; Braconidae. The coding region runs from base 813 to 2225 and encodes 470 amino acids. The record is from RefSeq and is a predicted model, not a curated record.
CAUGGCCGUCGUGAUUGUCGUCGUCGUCGUCUCGUCGUUCCAUCAUUAUCGUAACACUCGUUCGUUUUUGUGUGUGUUAUAAAAAAAUAAAAUAACAAUUAUCAUUCAACAAAGAUAUAAAUAAAUAAAGUGAUAAUCUAGAUCAAGUGUAACGCUCCCAGAAGAUAAUAAAAAUAUAAAAUUAACGUAACAAAUUGUUAUUGUUAUUAUUUCUCCAAAUGAAAUAUCUAAAAAAAGAAGUUGUUUAAUUUUUUAUUAUAAAUAAUAUAAAAACGAACGAAUGUACGGUAAGGAAUUGUUGAUUAAUUAUUUAUUUGGCUGUUUUAAAUCCGAUAAGAAGUGGCUGCCGCCCGGAGUAUCAACCCCGUGCGGCAAGAAAAUUUGACUGAUUUUUGGGAUCAAGUCAAUUAAAACUUCCACCAUUCCGCCAAUAACAAAGUGCCGGCCCGCAGGGUGGCGAUCAUUUGAUAAGGGUUGUAUCUGCGAUAGACUGGUUGGCCAGUCUGUUGGUGGGUAUUCAAGUUACAGCAACAACUGGAAGUUGGCCCUAAACGCAGAGCCUCCGUGGCUUUGCUAGCACCCCUAACGCUGACAAAUAUAUAAAUUAUCACAACAAAAUAAUUUCAAUUCAUAUUGACAGCUGCCUCAUUGCUGCCUAGCACUCUGCAGAGUUUAAUAAUCUCCAUCAAAAAAACAAAAGAAGAAGAAGAAAAAUAAUAAAGAAAAAAUAAAAAAAAAAAACAAACCAAUCAAUUGGUGAUUGAAGAAAAUAAAUAUAUUAAUAAAUAAAAUAAUAAUCAAUUAUAAUCAAGAUGAAAGUAUCAAAAAUGGACGAACGUAUUCAUGUAUUGGACAGUUCAUCAAAUGUCAUGUCUGUUAUUGAAGAAAUAACAAACAGUGGAUUACAAGAAGAAGCAUUUUAUGUAUUAGAUAUUGGUGACAUUGUUAAAAAACAUCAAAUAUGGAAAGAAAAAUUACCACGAGUUGAGCCAUUUUAUGCUGUUAAAUGUAAUGAUAGUUUAAUUGUACUUGAAGUAUUGGCAUCACUUGGUGCUAGUUUUGAUUGUGCAUCUAAAGUUGAAAUAAAUAAAGUACUUGAAAUUGGUGUUGAUGCUAAAAAAAUUAUAUUUGCUAAUCCAGCAAAACCAGCAUCACAUAUACGUCAUGCAGCAAAUGUUGGUGUUGAUACAAUGACUGUUGACAAUGAAAGUGAAUUACAUAAAAUAUUUAAAUUUCAUCAAACAGCUAAAAUUGUUAUACGUAUACGUUGUGAUGCUGAAAUUGCACAAUGUCAAUUGGGUAUGAAAUUUGGUUGUGAUCCAAUUUAUGAAGCACCAAAUUUAAUACGUUUAGCAAGAAUGAUGAAUCUCAAUGUUGUUGGUAUUAGUUUUCAUGUUGGUUCAGGUUGUCAAGAUCCACCAGUAUUUAAACGUGCAAUAAUUCAUGCUAAAAAGUUAUUUGAUUUAGCUAAAGAACUUGGAUUUAAACCAUAUUUACUUGAUCUUGGUGGUGGCUAUCCUGGUAACAAAGGAACAAGUAUUGAUAAAAUUGCAGAAAUUAUUAAUUCAGCACUUGAUGAUAAUUUUGAUGAUGAUGUUCACGUUAUUGCUGAGCCUGGACGUUUUUAUGUUGCUUCAGCAUUUACAUUGGCAACAAGUAUUCAUAGUAAACGUUCUGUUCGUAGUGAUAAAAUGUCACCAAAUUCAGUAACACAUAAUAUGUAUUACAUAAAUGAUGGAGUUUAUGGUUCAUUCAAUUGUCUUCUUUAUGAUCAUCAAAUUGUAACACCAAUUCCACUCAAGUCUGGAUGUGGAAAAAUGACACCAUCAAGUAUUUGGGGACCAACUUGUGAUGGUUUAGAUCUUGUUGUUGAAAAUAUGUUGUUACAUGAAAUGGAUCUUGGUGAUUGGAUUAUAUUUGAAGACAUGGGUGCUUAUACUCUUCCAGUUGCUUCUCCAUUCAAUGGUUUUCCAAUUCCAAAAGUUCAUGUUGUUGCUGAGGAACAUAUUUGGCUCAUGUUGAAAGAUGCUUUGCCACUUUCUGAGGAUCAUUUUGUUAUUGGUAACACACCAGCCAAUUUACGUCUUGGUCUUGAUAUUGGUGGUACAAAAAUUGAUGAUUGGAAAAAUCAACCAAUUGAUUGUAAUGGAUCAGACAUGAGUGAUGAAACAACAACAACAUCUGAUUUUAUCUAUGAUUACGUUGAGGUUGAACCAAUUAAUUAACAAUUCAUUAACACUUUUUUUUCUUUUCAUUCCGAUAUUUCUUGACAUGAAUAUUUUACUGCAUAAUUAAUUUCUUGAUGAUUUUUUCUAUAAUUUUACAAACAAAACAAACAAAAACCAACGAACUGAAAUUAUACAAAAACUACAAAAUCAAUUUUUUGAUAAAUAACUAAACACAAAUUAAUUAUAAUCAAUUUAAAAGUGUUUCUUAUUUGAUAGAAAAAAAGGCAUUUUUUAAAUGUCCUCGUUGAAUACAUUGCGGUUCGUUUUGACCGUGAAUUAUUUUUUUAUUCAAAUUUAAAAAAAUAAAUAAUAAUUGGUCUAUAAAUCAGUCAUUUCCGAUUGAGAUAAAAAUAUACUCUCUGUGUUCUAAUAAUUUUCAAUUGCCAUACGCAUGUGAAUGUCAAUUUAUCAUUUUAAUAUUUCAAUAAAUGGAAUUGUUAUUAUUUUAUUUUACAAUCUAAAUGUUGGUAGUUUAAAAAAAAAAAAAAACGUGGAUAAGUUAAAUGGAAAAUUUCCAGUGUGUUUAAAAAUUAUCAUUGGGAAUUAUUUAAAAUUUAAAAUUUGAGUAAACCAUUAGGGAAAAGCAGUAGGGUAAUGAUUAAAUGAAAAUUUUCAUAAGUUAACUUAAAAAAAAAACAGGAAAAUGAAUUAUUAAAAAACAAUUU